AUGAUUCCCUUCAUACACAAACCGUUCGUCUACCUGUCAGGCGUUAUUGGCGCUGGACCAGAUGAGCUUAAGCUCAUCUUCUCCAUGCUGCUCUCCUACCCCCUGACUGCCCUACUCAAGCGCAUCCCCGACUCCCGCCCUGACCUCAAGAACCUUUUCAGCGUGAGCGUGUCCAUCUUCUACCUCGUCGGGCUCUUCGACCUCUGGGAUGGCCUGCGCACCCUCCUCAUCUCCGCCGUCGGCGCCUAUGCCAUCGCCAAGUUCCUGCGCCGCUCGCCCUACAUGCCCUGGAUUGCCUUCGUCUUCCUCAUGGGCCACAUGAGCGUCAGCCACAUCGCCCGCCAGCGCGCUAACAACCCACGCUCGGUCGAUGUGACUGGCGCCCAGAUGGUCAUGGUCAUGAAGCUGUCCGCCUUCGCCUGGAACGUAGCUGAUGGCGUGCUACCUGAGGAAUACCUUUCUGACUUCCAGAAGGACCGUCGUCUGACUGAGCUGCCGUCUCUGCUUGACUACGCAGGCUUCGUCUUCUUCUUCCCUUCGCUGCUCGUCGGUCCGGCCUUUGACUUUGCCGAGUACCGUCGCUGGCUGGAUACUUCCAUGUUCGACGUGCCUGCCAACAUCGACCCCUCCAAGCGCCCGCGGACUCGCAAAAAGCGUCGCAUCCCCCGCAGCGGUACCCCCGCUGUUCUUAAGCUCUUGACAGCUCUGGUCUGGAUCUUUUCUUUCCUGAAGCUGAGCGCCUACUUCCCGCCACAGCACCUGCUGUCCGACAAGUACAUGACCUACGGUUUCCUGCGCCGCUUGCUGGUGUUGCAUCUCGUUGGAUUUACCGCCCGUACAAAGUACUAUGGCGUCUGGACCCUGUCUGAGGGCGCCUGCAUCCUGGCUGGAUUGGGCUACAACGGCGUUGACCCCGUCACUGGUAAGGUGUCGUGGAACCGGCUGCAGAACAUCAACCCGUGGGGUGUUGAGACGGCGCAGAACACGCGCGCCUACCUGGAUAACUGGAACAUCAACACCAGCAAGUGGCUGCGCAACUAUGUGUAUCUGCGCGUCACGCCGCGGGGCAAAAAGCCCGGUUUCCGUGCUAGCCUGGCGACUUUUACGACGAGCGCCUUCUGGCAUGGCUUCUAUCCAGGCUACUAUAUGGCCUUCGUCCUGGCUAGCUUCAUCCAGACCGUUGCGAAGAACCUCCGGCGUCACUUCCGCCCCUUCUUCCUCCACCCGACCACCCAACAACCUCUCCCCUCCAAACGCUACUACGACCUGGCCUCCUGGCUCACCACUCAACUCACCUUCUCCUUCGCCGCGGCGCCCUUCAUGCUCCUUGGCUUCAAUGACUCCCUUAUUGCCUGGAAGCGUGUCUACUUCUACGCCAUUGUUGGUACCUUCUCGCUGCUGGCUAUGUUUAUGACGCCUGGUGUGAAGAAGAGCCUAAGGAAGGCGUUGGAAAAGAGGCAGCGUGCUUUCGCCAUCCCUGCUGGUGAGAAGAAAGAGGAGGAGGAGAAGAAGAAGGAGAAGAAGGGAGGUGAGGAUAUGGUCCGCUCACCGUCGUCGAGCGAUGAGAAUGGUGGUCCAGUUGGGUUGGGAGUCAGUGACGAUAUUGAGAGAGACCUGGAUGAGGCGGUUGGGGAGUUGAAGGCCGAGGUCGAGAGCGCGGUGAGGCAGAGGCGAACUGGUGCCACCACGCUCCGGAGGGGGUAG
Messenger RNA from Thermochaetoides thermophila DSM 1495, 1704 nucleotides. RefSeq lists its product as uncharacterized. Gene Ontology annotation, molecular function: 1-acylglycerophosphocholine O-acyltransferase activity; 1-acylglycerol-3-phosphate O-acyltransferase activity. The record is from RefSeq and is a predicted model, not a curated record. The transcript is spliced from 5 exons. Lineage: Eukaryota; Fungi; Ascomycota; Sordariomycetes; Sordariales; Chaetomiaceae. Gene Ontology annotation, cellular component: membrane; endoplasmic reticulum. Gene Ontology annotation, biological process: glycerophospholipid biosynthetic process; lipid modification. Bases 1 to 1704 code for a protein of 567 amino acids.